AUGCUGCCAUCUCGUUGGCUGCGCGUACCACAUACGAAAUGCCUUUACUCCGUCCUGGGCGUCGCUGAGACCGCGAGCGCUGACGAGAUCAAACGUGCAUUCAAGGAGCGGGCAAAGAUCACCCACCCGGAUGUCGUGAAGGGGAAGGACUCGCAUUUUCGAGAAAUGGUCGACGCCUAUCGUGUCUUGCGGGACCCGCGGAAACGGGCCGAGUAUGACAUACAAGUGCAGCGCGACCGGCGGAGCGGUCCCGACUUUGACACGUGGCCCCGUGGAGAAGGUCAAGGCUUGUCAGAGGCAGCACGCGCCAAGCUGUACAACUACCCAAUGGGUGGAGGCCGUGAGUGGACGUACCAACGCCAAGACCCGAAAGACCCCAAAUAUGGGCAAGGGCCUCAAGUGAUGCAGACCGCUAUGCCUGGGGACCGGAUUCCAUUGGUGAUUAUGGCUUUCUUCGGCACAUUCUACGCCAUCAAGCACUACAUGGCCAAUGACCCCACGAAGCUCAAGGACUUGGAUCCGUAUCCCUCUCGCCUGCCGGCCAAAGAGAGGGCUAAGGAAGCGGAACGAAGCCGCGCCAAGGCCCAAGGUCACUCCAUGGAGGAGUCACUGGAGCUGGGGAUGUCGAGGGCAGCAGCCUAUGACAAAGCUGCGGCGAUCGCGGAUGAGACCGACAAGAAAGUAUGGGCCUACUACAACCCCUUCUUGACGGUUUGGCAUCGCAUCCCCGACGGCUUCGAGCCACCCGCAUCCAUGGACUUGACGGCGUGGCAUAAGAAGCGCUCGGAUCCCACGGAAUGGAGCAGACUCUUUGCGGAGGGCAAGCUGGCGGAGAUCAUCCCACGCGGCGGAUUGAAAGUACGCCUGAUCCCCGCAUGGGAUACACAUGAGCCGAUCUUGCUGAAGGACCCGAUCACGCAAAAGACCGUCCACGUGACUGAGAAGGUCCUAAAGUCCCGCACGAAGCAGCCAGAAGUGUGUGAGGUGCGCUUCUGA
Durusdinium trenchii is the source of this 996-nucleotide messenger RNA. Lineage: Eukaryota; Dinophyceae; Suessiales; Symbiodiniaceae. The record is from the annotation of a GenBank genome assembly.